Messenger RNA from Diplodia corticola, 1722 nucleotides. Its product is annotated as lariat debranching enzyme. Gene Ontology annotation, biological process: mRNA splicing, via spliceosome. The transcript has 3 exons. The coding region runs from base 1 to 1722 and encodes 573 amino acids. Gene Ontology annotation, cellular component: nucleus. Gene Ontology annotation, molecular function: RNA lariat debranching enzyme activity. The record is from RefSeq and is a predicted model, not a curated record. Lineage: Eukaryota; Fungi; Ascomycota; Dothideomycetes; Botryosphaeriales; Botryosphaeriaceae.
AUGGCGACCGACCUUCUCGUGCGAGGAGGCCUGCGCAUCGCAGUAGAAGGGUGUGGCCAUGGCACUCUUCACUCAAUCUACGCUUCGGUCGCAAAGGCGUGCGAAGCCAAGGCCUGGCCUGGCGUCGAUCUUCUCAUUAUUGGCGGUGAUUUCCAGGCAGUCCGCAACGCCUACGACCUGAACUGCAUGUCAGUGCCCAAAAAGUACCGCGAGAUUGGCGACUUCCACGAAUACUACUCCGGACAACGCACGGCGCCCUACCUUACAAUCUUCAUUGCCGGCAACCAUGAGGCGAGCAACCACCUGUCCGAGCUGUACUACGGUGGCUGGGCUGCUCCCAAAAUCUACUACAUGGGUGCUGCGAAUGUCCUCCGCCUAGGCCCGCUGAGGAUUGCUGGCCUGUCAGGGAUAUGGAAAGGCUACAACUACAACAAGCCGCACCAUGAGCGCCUUCCCUAUUCCUUCAAUGACACCAAGAGCGCCUAUCACGUCCGCGAGUACGACACCCGGAAAUUGUUGCAGCUCAGGACGCAGGUCGACGUUGGCUUGAGCCACGAUUGGCCGAGAGGUGUUGAGUGGAUGGGCAACUACAAAUGGCUGUGGAGAAAGAAGGACCAGUUUGAGGUGGAUGCAAACAAUGGGCAACUGGGCAGUGUCGCUGCCAAGUAUGUAUUGGACCGCUUGCGACCUUCCCACUGGUUCAGCGCGCAUCUUCACAUCAAGUAUCCCGCAAUUGUCGACCACAAGAACGGUGUCGCCAAUGAGGCCUCCGCUAGUGCACCUAGUGCACCUAAGGAGCCGGAAGUCGAAGUCAGCCCGCAAAAGAACGAGGAUGAGAUUGACCUAGACAUGGACGACGACGCGGAAAUCCAGCAAACGGAACCCAAACCAGCCGUUGACAAGUCGCCUAGCACAGCUGCUCAGGUGAACACAGAUGAAAUCGACCUCGGACUGGAAGACGUCGAGACCGGUCCGGCCGCCGCUACGUCUGCUCAAGAUACUCCGGCAGAAGUACCAGGGGAUUUGAUUGCACAGCUUCCCGCAUCCUUCGCUCCUCAUCCCGAACAUCCUAAGCCAGCCGGACUGCCCUUUCCCGAAGAUAUCAAGAACGAGACCACGAAGUUCCUGGCACUGGACAAGUGCCUUCCCAGGCGCGACUUUCUCCAAGUUCUCGAGAUCGAACCCAUCAGUGUGCAGCCCACAGACGCUACUUAUCAGCGUCCACUCCACCUGGAGUACGACAAGGAGUGGCUCGCCAUCACCCGCGUUUUCGCAAAAGAUUUCGUAUUUGGUGAUCCUGACGCCACCGUUCCCCGUGAUCAAGGCGAAGCGCACUACCGUCCUUUGAUCGAGCAAGAAGAGGCGUGGGUUGAGGAAAACAUCGUCAAGCCGGGCAAGAUGACCAUUCCGGAGGACUUCGUCCAAACCGCACCGGUCUACGAUGCCGCCUUCGGCCCGCACGUCGACGGUCAGCCGAUGGAGUAUACCAACCCGCACACCAAGACUUUCUGCGAGAUGAUGCAAAUCCCGAUUCCGUUUGACGCGACGGCAGAGGAAAGGGCUGAGCGCAUGGCGAGGGGUCCGCGGAAAGAUGAGGAUGCAGGUGCCUACAGAGGCCGAAGCGGCCGCGGCUUUGCUGGUGGCGGCGGUGGUAGGGGCCGUGGCCGUGGCCGUGGAGGCGGAGGCAGAGGCAGCCGCGGCAAGUGGCGUGGUGGAGGAUAA